AUGGCACCUUCGUCUACUACUGAACUAAUGGACACAACGGAACAAACUAAUGCCAAUGGAGAUGAUGAUCGGUUAACUCUGAAUAACGUUAUUUUUGCUGGUAGUGGGCACAGUAAAUGCGUUAUUUGCCGUCAAGAAACACGUCGUGGGAUGAUAUCGAUGCCAAAAAGUGCUCGACUAGAUCUACUUAUUAUUCACUUAAUGUACGCACCAAACGGCGUUCGUUGUUGUCCAUCUCAUCUACUCAAUAAUAAUCGUUUAUUACCUGAUGUCGAGAUAAGUAUGGGAAAUCGUCAGCAACUUGCAGCAUCCCUCUUAUCAUCAGAAAUGAUUGAUCUUGUGACUGAUCUACUUUCACUCCUUCAUGAAGCUGUUACAUCUCCUCGUCUUGAUUUUCUGGAUCCUUCUUUAAAUGAUGAAGAUUACUUGACCUGGACAGGCUGGACAAAAGCUCAGUUUGAUAACAUGUUUGAUAUCAUUUCUCCUUAUUUACGUUCGUCUUCUAAUCGUAAUACUCGAAAUGCUCUCGCUAUGUUUUGGAUCAAACUGAAAACUAAUUUGUCUUUCCGACAAAUAGGUUCUGUAUUUAAUAUUCCAGGAAACAGUGAAGACCGACGCAAACGAGCUGCUGAUGCAUUCGAUAGCGUUCGUCAAUGUUUAAUUGAGAAAUUCGUACCUCGUCAUUUAGGCGUCCAACACUUAGCUAGAGAAGACGCCAAAAAGCAAAAUACGAGUUUUAGUAUUGAAUUUUUUGGCAAUAAUGUGACUAUAAUUUGGGAUGGAACAUAUCUAUAUAUGGGCAAAAGUAGUUCGCACUUGAUCAAUCGGAAAACUUAUUCUGGCCAAAAACAUCGCCAUUUAAUUAAAUUCAUGUCCCUGAUAUUACCAAAUGGAUAUGUACUUGAUACCAUAGGUCCAUUUUGGGGGACCAUGAAUGAUGCCUCUAUUGCAAAGAAUAUCACCGACACAUGUGAUAUUCUCAUGAAAUGGUGCGAAAAAGGUGAUACGAUGAUUGUCGAUCGCGGAUUCCGCGAUGUUAUUGAAUCGUUUAUUGAUAUGGGGUACGAAGCAAGAAUGCCCGACUUUUUAACUAAAGGACAAAAGCAGCAUACCGUAGAACAAGCAAACAGAUCUCGCUUGAUCACAAAAGUCCGAUGGAGGAUUGAAUCGUACCAUGCUCGUAUGAAAAAAUGGGCUUUAUUAAGUGGUCGGAUUGAAAACGCUUUCAUCCCAAAAGUAGCUGAUUGUGUACGUAUUGUGUCAGCUGCCCUUAACUGCUACCGAGGACAGAUCGGUCAGCAUGCUAUCAAUAGCGACGAUAGCAUGCUUGCACAAUAUAUGCGUCAACAAAUAGGUCGUAAUAAUAUAUUACAAGCUCGUGUUGAUCAAGGCUUAUUAUCCUCCCGCUCUCGGUGGAAAAAAAUCGAAGACAGCAAUUUCGAUUUUCCACAGAUAUCUCUAAAAGACUUACGUCAAUUAUUCUUCGGAACAUAUCAGAUAAAAAUGGGGCGUUCAUAUGUGGAGGAGCAUAUGAAUAGCGAUGGAGAUUAUAUUAUUGAAGUGGAUAAUUCCAACGACAAUAUCGUACGCGCAAGUAUACAUAGUCGACAUUCAAACGCUUCAAUAUAUAAAGCUUGGAUUCAAUUUUCGCUUACUGAGGAUCCAAUUGAAGCAUGGUACUGUCAGUGCACUGCCGGGGCGCGCAAUGUCGGGUGCUGCAGUCAUGUGGCAAGUAUUAUUUGGUAUCUUGCCUAUGCUCGACACAACAACUUCACACCAUCUGCAGGUCGUCAAAGAUUAAUACAAGCCUUAACAAGACAAGAACCACAGACAGAAACAGAUACUGAUACUGAGUCCAGCUCAGAAGAUGAAUGA
This is a messenger RNA of Rotaria sp. Silwood2, 1875 nucleotides long. NCBI's taxonomy places the organism in Eukaryota, Metazoa, Rotifera, Eurotatoria, Philodinida, Philodinidae. The record is from the annotation of a GenBank genome assembly.